Molecule: messenger RNA, 1248 nt
Organism: Momordica charantia (bitter melon)
Lineage: Eukaryota; Viridiplantae; Streptophyta; Magnoliopsida; Cucurbitales; Cucurbitaceae
Biological process (GO): DNA integration
Molecular function (GO): nucleic acid binding
Source: RefSeq, a predicted model, not a curated record
AUGGAGAAAUACCUGGGGAAGGUCAGGUCGCACCUCGUCCAUUUUCAAGCAUACGAAAUCAGCCAGAUUCCGAGGUCACAAAACUCCAAUGCCGAUGCCUUGGCCAAAUUGGCAUCAGCCUACGAGACCGACUUGAUGAUAUCUGUUCCGGUGGAAAUCUUGGACAAGCCUUCCAUUUUGGAACCGGAAAUGAUGGAAGUUGACUCCCAGCCUCCGUCAUGGAUGGAUUCGAUCAGGAACUUCCUAGAAGGCAAUAUCCUAGUAGACCCGAGGGAAGCCAAAAAGAUGACAAGGAAAGCAGCUCGGUACUUCCUCCGAGAUGAAACAAUGUACCGACGCGGAUUCUCCUUACACCUCCCUAAGUGCAUUCAAAAGAAGAUGAGAAUUAUGUCCUCAGGGAAGUGCAUGAAGGGGUCUGUGGCAAUCACUCGAGAGCCAGCACUUUGUGAAUUCAUCUAUCAACCUCUCGAGCUGCUGACUCCGAUUUCAGCACCAUGGCCCUUUGCACAAUGGGGAGUUGACCUUAUUAGACCCUUCCUAUUGGGCAAGGGGCAGACUAAGUAUGUCAUUGUAGCCGUGGGUUACUUCACCAAGUGGGCUGAGGCUGAAGCACUCUCGACAAUCACUGAGGCUAGAGUCACGACCUUUAUUUGGACAAACGUGGUCUGCCGUUUCGGCAUACCCAAUGCUAUUGUGACGGACAAUGGCAAGCAGUUUGACAACGCCAAAUUCAAAGAUUUUUGUCACAAGCUUGGGAUUAGCCACCUUUGCUCGUCCCUAGCUCACCCUAAAGCCAACUGGGAAGUAGAGGCGUUUAAAAAAAUCAUUAAGCGCGGCCUUAAGCUACGGCUGGACGCAAGGAAAGGACGGUGGAUCGAGGAGCUACCUGAAGUACUCUGGUCCUACCGAACUACGCCUCGGACGGGCGAAACUCCUUUCACCAUGGCCUUUGGCUCCGAGGCCAUGGUGCCCGUAGAAAUUGGAAUGCCAACUGAGAGGAUAGACUACUACGAGCAUGUUAGGAACGAGGAAGAGUUGCUCCUCAACCUCGACCUCCUUGACGAAAAGAGGGAAGUAGCCCAACUGCGUUUGACAGAGUACCAAAAUCGAAUAACAAGGCACUACAACUCAGUAGUUCGACCUCGGAGUUUUCAGGUCGGACACUUGGUCCUUCGUAAAGUACAGAAGCAUGUCAAUACGUUGGAACCAAGCUGGGAGGGAUCGUUUGAAGUCAAGGGCAUAGUUUGA